AUGGCUUCAGGUAUGGACUUUACGAAUGAGGAAUGUUACCAAAUCGUGCUGUGGCACGGUACUGGAAAAACUUGUCCUCAAAUAAUAGAAUUAUUUCAUAAAAUGUUUCCGGGACGGCCACUACCAACACGCAGCAUAAUCGCGCGUAUUGUGCAAAAUCUACGUGUGCACGGAUGUUUUUCCUUGAAGAACCAAAAAAAUCGAGCAGCCGCAGUGGUGCCAAGAAUUAAAUUAAAUCCAGACCGCGAACUGCGGGAAAUAAUGGUGUGUGCAGCCAUGCAACAAGAUUCGACCAGACCGACUGUGGACAUUGCCCGAGAAUUCAACAUUUCAAAAUCUUCCGUCUGCAACAUUUUACAACGAAAUGGAUACCGUACUUACCGACCACUGAGGGCGAAUGAAAUUUUUUCCGAAGAUACAUACCUUCGAAUGGAGUUUUGCGAACGCGUUAUGGAAAUAGCGAAUCGCGAUGAAAAUUUUAUUUCCAAUAUUAUUUUCACCGACGCUGCGUCGUUUCCAAUACACGGUCGUCACAAUCCCUCCAUUAAUCGGUAUUGGUCGAGGGAAAACGAACGCCGCACGUCCGAUGCACGCAAACAGCACACCGAAACCCUCAACGUUUGGGCUGGUAUACUAGGGAACCACAUUGUAGGGCCUUUUUUUAUAGAAGGUACCCUCGAUGCCCAAAGAUACCUAGCGCUGUUGCAGAACGAAAUUAUUCCGGCUGUGUGCUAUUUGGGCGUGCCAUUAUCAUCCGUUUGGUUCCAACAAGGCGGAGGGUCCGAUGCACAAAAUGCCGCCGCUGUCAGGGAAUAUUUAUUGCAAAUGUUUCCCAACCGCUUACUUGCGAGAUUUCGCAAAUUUGCGGGAGACGGACAGAUGAAUAUUUCUUGGCCGCCGAGAUCCCCGGAUUUGACGCCCUGCGAGUUUUUUUUAUGGGGAUAUGUCAAAUCUAAGAUCUACGGAUUUCAAGGGCAUCGGGCUAACAAUCUCAAUAAGUUGCGAUUACAAAUCGUCAACGCAUUGAAGGCUAUUAGUCCAGAGAUGCUAGCGAACGUCCGGGCGGGAUUUUAUAAUAGGCUCGGUUAUUGCUUAGCGCAGGGUGGUGACCGUUUCGAACAUUUAUUGAAUUAA
Messenger RNA from Phyllotreta striolata, 1134 nucleotides. The record is from the annotation of a GenBank genome assembly. NCBI's taxonomy places the organism in Eukaryota, Metazoa, Arthropoda, Insecta, Coleoptera, Chrysomelidae.